UACGCUUCGAUGUGUCUUUGCACUUAUAUUUGACUGGAAGGGUUUUGUAACCUGAGAACUCUCUUUACUAUAAUUUGCAUUUUUAAGAUCUGCCAUCAGAGAGAAAAUAUCAACCCAACUGGAUGUUUUUUAUUCAACUUCUGGCUCUUGUGGUUUCUUUGAUUAGUGUCAAAGUAACACUCGUCUUGGAUUUAAUAUAAUUCCACAGUAACGAUUGAAUAGCCAUACUCUGAAAGGAAUGGUGGGGGCUCCUUCAGAGAGGUGUAAUGUGUAGUUUUGGCCUUCGAAUAGUUACAGGUGAAGAGGAAAGUAAAAGGAAUACUGCCAUAGUUGUAAAUAAAAAUGGACGACUAAAGAAAUACCCCCCGUGGGAGUGGAAGGAACCCCCCCGUGCAGGGCAAAGCCCUAUCUAGCGUGGACACAAGUUGACAGAAGGAUCGGAAAAGGCCUUGUAAGAGAAAUGACAUUUAGAGUAGACGUUGAAUACCCAUGGCAGCUGGUGGGAAGACAUUCUCCUCCAGGGAAUAUUGUGCUCAGGGCUGCUGGGGUGUGAGAAGUGUUUGGGACUCAGCAAGAGUUCACAGUUAGGGUGAGAUCAAAGUAUGUCUUAUGAGGGUGAAGAGUGAUGUGUAAGUAAGUGGUCAGGGAUGGGGGUCGUUGCAGGUCUUUCUUUCCUUUUUAAUGUAGAUUUUUAUUGAAGUAUAAAACGUAUGUUGAGAAGUUCUCAUGUCAUAAUUGUACAGCUUGAUAAAUUUUCACAAGUGAAUAUACCUGUGUUACCAGCACCCAGAUCAAGAAGCAGAACACUAUUACCAGAGCCCCAGAAGUCCCCUCGUGUCCCCUUCUGGUCUCCUGGCCUCUCCUCCUGUUCCUGCAACACAAGGGUAUUUCUUAUUCUCGCUUCUCAUACCACAGAUUUGUUCUGCCUUUUUUUUUUUAAAUUAAAAAAAUUAUGUAUUUUUGAUAGAGAGAGGCAGAACACAAGUGGGGGAGGGGAGGAGACACAGAAUCUGAAGCGGCCUCCAGGCUCCGAGCUGUCAGGACAGAGCCCGACGCGGGGCACGAACUCACAAACUGCGAGAUCAUGCCCUGAGCCAAAGUCGGCCGCUUAACCGACUGAGCCACCCAGGCGCCCCUGUUCUGCCUAUUUUUGAACUUGUAUAAAGAGAUAAUGUAACUUCUCUUACCCGACCCAUUAAUGGGUUUAGGAUGUGACCCAGACAUAGGUAUUUCUUAGAAGGUCCCCCGGUGAUUAAUGUGUAGCCCGGGAAAGACAGGCGGAAGGGAACGGACAGCAGUAGAGGAAGGACGGCAGGGCACAUGGCGAGCUGCAAGGAAGACAGGUGCACGUGGUAUCAAGCCCUUAGCAGAUUACUUGCUUCCUGCAGAGAGCCACGGGAGAAGGGCCACGCGAAGUUACCAAGAGACCGCCAGAGAGUCGUGAUAAUCCCAGACAUCAUCACCAUGAAACAAGUAAUGAGUAGUGAACAAGUGCUACAUAAAGUGGUCACUUUGCACAUGUUACUCUGUUUAAUUCCCAGCGACCCUGCAAGGCAGUACCUUGCAGAAGCUGGCUGGACGGCCGAAGGAAGAGUCGUGGGAGUGACCCAGCCCCGAAGAGUGGCAGCUGUCACAGUUGCAGGGAGAGUAGCUGAGGAAAGGGGCGCGCUGCUGGGCCACGAGGUGGGCUACUGCAUCCGCUUUGAUGACUGCACCGACCCACUGGCCACGAGAAUUAAGUUUCUGACUGAUGGAAUGUUGGUCAGGGAAAUGAUGGUUGAUCCGUUGUUAACAAAAUAUAGUGCCAUCAUGCUGGAUGAAGCCCACGAGAGGACCUUGUACACAGACAUUGCCAUUGGCUUGCUGAAAAAGAUUCAGAGAAAGCGAGGGGAUCUUCGAUUGAUUGUGGCUUCAGCCACUCUGGAUGCAGAGAAAUUCCGGGAUUUCUUUAAUCAAAAUGAGACCAGUGACCCAACGAGGGAUACGUGCGUGAUCCUUACAGUAGAAGGGCGAACAUUUCCAGUGGACAUCUUUUAUCUACAAAGUCCUGUUCCAGAUUAUAUCAAAUCAACUGUAGAGACUGUGAUGAAAAUUCACCAGACAGAGGGAGAUGGAGACAUACUAGCAUUUCUUACUGGCCAGGAAGAGGUGGAAACGGUCGUGUCUAUGCUAAUCGAGCAGGCUCGGGCGCUAGGGCGAACUGGGAUGAAGAGACACCUCCGGGUCCUGCCCAUGUACGCAGGACUGCCUUCCUUUGAGCAAAUGAAAGUGUUUGAAAGGGUGUCACGCAGCGUCAGAAAGGUGAUCGUAGCCACCAAUGUGGCUGAAACCUCCAUUACAAUCAGCGGGAUUGUGUAUGUGAUCGACUGUGGCUUCGUGAAACUCCGAGCCUACAAUCCCAGGACAGCCAUUGAGUGCUUGGUGGUGGUCCCAGUGUCCCAGGCAUCGGCCAACCAGCGCGCAGGACGUGGCGGCCGCAGCCGUUCGGGAAAAUGUUACCGCCUUUAUACAGAGGAAGCCUUUGACAAGCUGCCUCAAUGCACUGUCCCUGAGAUGCAGCGUAGCAAUUUGGCACCUGUCAUCCUACAGCUGAAAGCACUAGGGAUCGACAACGUCCUCAGGUUCCACUUCAUGUCGCCCCCUCCAGCACAGUCGAUGGUUCAAGCAUUGGAGUUACUCUAUGCUCUGGGAGGUCUGGACAAAGACUGUCGCCUCACUGAACCGCUUGGCAUGAGAAUAGCAGAGUUUCCUUUGAAUCCCAUGUUUGCAAAAAUGCUGCUUGAAUCAGGAAAUUUUGGCUGUUCUCAGGAAAUUCUAAGCAUUGCAGCCAUGAUGCAAAUCCAGAAUAUCUUUGUGGUCCCCUCAAACCAGAAGUCUCAGGCAAUGCGAGUGCACCGAAAAUUUGCUGUGGAGGAGGGUGAUCAUCUCACUAUGCUCAACGUGUAUGAAGCGUUUAUCAAACACAAUAAAAACUCUCAGUGGUGCCAGGAGCAUUUCCUGAAUUACAAGGGUCUUGUCAGAGCUGCGACAGUACGAGAGCAGUUGAAGAAGCUUCUUGUCAAGUUUCAAGUGCCCAAGAAAUCUAGCGAAGGUGAUCCGGAUCCCGUCCUGAGGUGCCUUGUUUCGGGAUUCUUUGCCAAUGCAGCAAGGUUUCAUUCCACCGGAGCUUAUAGGACUAUCCGUGACGACCAUGAAUUACAUAUCCACCCUGCCUCGGUCCUCUACGCAGAGAAGCCGCCUCGCUGGGUCAUCUACAAUGAGGUCAUACAGACCUCCAAGUACUACAUGAGGGACGUGACCGCCAUUGAGUCUGCUUGGCUGUUGGAGCUGGCUCCGCACUUCUAUCAACAAGGAACGGUAGGGGUGAAUAGAGACCGUCCCUCAAAACCACCCGUUAGCUGCCUCUCCGUAUGUUGAAGUACAGAUCGGUGCUCCGCGCCCGUUUAGUGCCCUAAGUUUGUUCCCCCUCAAAAGUGCGUGGGGUGAAAAGGUCACUACCAUAUCUCUGCCCCAUUCUGGGUAAAAGCACUGUACCAUUUGCUCAUCGUGAAGUGCGCUUAGAGGUAUUUCUUUAGAAAUAAUCCCUCCAGCCUAAAAGACAACAAAGAGAAUGUAUCUUCAGCUCUUCCUCUCCCCCUCUGCUUUUUUUCUUCGAAAGAAAUUACAUCACACUUUGGACCAUGUUCACAAGGAGUGGCACAAAUAUUCUCUGGUGAAGAUUGCCUCACAAAAAGAACACAGACAGGUGUGCGAGCUUAAACCCGGCGUGGUUCACACAGUGGUGGGUGAUGCUGAGCGCUGGCAUUACCGUGAACGUCUGUCCUUCUUCCCUGCCCGGCCCACGCUCAGGGCCCGCAGGGUGGUGAGCCUUGCAGAGGAGACCCAUGGUCCUGUUUUCUUUAUUUUCACCAAAAAAUGGUCUGUUCAUCGGGCGAGGGGGGAAGGCCAUACAUUCUUCUAAUAAGAUCUUUAACUGAGUGGUGGUUCUAUCUGGAAGGCUGGCGUGAAGACAGGUAAACCAGCGUCCACAAACUUCCGUUGACUGAUGCUGUUUGGUCUGCGUCCUGUAUUUCACCGGAUGGUUCAGCGUAAUCACACGUCGUGCGGUUAUUGGAAUGGUUAGAGUGAAGUCCUCCAUCUUGCUGGUGGUUUUCUGUCGUCUGAAUUAGUUUGGUUUUGUUUUUCGUUUUCUCUUUUUUCCUGCCUUGCUAUCUGUUGCCCAGUGCCCAAAGACAGUUGCUUCAGAUACUUUUUCAGUUUUACCACUGUGUGCCCCAGAACGGAAAGUCCAAAACCUGUUACGUCAUCAGGGUCGUAACCAGACUGCAGUGUCCUCAACCCAAAACUUGGAUUGACGGGCGCAUCUAAAAAUGGGGAGAUCUCACGAUGAAUAUGGAUUUCAAGUUUCUCUCGAAAUGUUAAGUCUGCCGGCACUGGGCCCGCAUGACCCGUCGGCAGCAAUCAGCAGGGGUGAGGAGCGGCUGUGCGCUGUGACUGUCACUGUCCCGGGGCCACAGUCCUGCUUCACUUGUGUAUUAAUUCACUUGCUCAGCUCUGGGACACAUUUGAGUUGUGGCCCCAUAAAUGGAAAGCUCUUCUCAUCCCUUCCCCUCCAGCAACGUCAGGGGACAUUGUUCUUCCAGAACUUUCUUACAGUAUUUAAAUCUUAUCCAGUCAAAGGAAAACUAUCUCAAGCCUGUAUAGUUCUUCACAUGUCCUCAUACGGAUACUUCAGCUGGGAACGAGAUCAGCCGCAGGCACUGAUCAGAAUUCAGAGUGUGUCGCCCGUGCUGGGUCCGGCUGGCAAGAACACACCUGGAGUGAGGGAGCGUCUGCCCCCAAGAACCUUUCGGGUGGGAAACAGCAGAGUUCCGAGGUCCAGGAGACGUGGGCAGAGCCGCCGGCUGGGAGCUGAGAGCGACACGCUAGGGAAGGGCUGGUUCAGGUCGUAGCGUGCGGGGGCUCGAGGGGAGAACCCGGAGCCGUCUUGGACUCGUUCUUUGGGGAGCAGGAUUGACCUAGAGGCUGGGUCCUUUUCCCCUCUCAGCUCGGAACCACAGUUGGAGCCCAGCAAGUUAAAGGGCAGAGAGCCCCCAGGAGUUUGAAGAAAAUGACAAUCGCAGGUUUCUGCACUGGCCUCUUCUCUCCAGAUGCCUGUGGUCCACUCAUCAGUCCGUUCAGAUCACUGCCUGCGAUCGGAGUAUCUUUAGAGAUGCCUGGGCCUCUACAGGUCAUCCGGUGCCACACCUUCACUGUACAGGCGAAGGCCCUGAAACCCCCCAAGAACCUCGGUCCCUUCCUACCCAGACGGUUCAGAGGUCCUUCUGUAUGAACUUGCCCAGAAUGAACGGACUUCUCCAGGAGCCCCUCAGGUCCCAGUGGCUGCCCACGUGUGGUGGAUGCUCCUUUGUGGAACAUAGCGCCCCACGCCCCCCCCCCCCCCCCCGUGAUCCCCGGCUCUGUUCCUGGCACCUGUGGUGACUUUCCAUCGCUGUUGUCUUCAGAGUGUCACUCUCACCCUGUGUAGGGGCCUGAAAUGGUCCAGAGUCGGCUGUGUUCAUACUCAGCAUUCUUGUCGGAAAUGAGCACCAAAAACGGUCCCACAGGCGUGAUGACGUCAUCCUCACCCCCAAGCUAAGGGCUGUGAGCGUCUCACGUUAGUUGGAGGGGUCACACUGGGUAAAGUGUGGGGAGGAGAGAAAUGACUCCCAGCUGGAGGCAGCAGGGUGACCCGUUCAGAGAUUCGCCGCCUUGUCCUUAAAUUGUAUGUCCUGAUUCUCAGAGAUGCCCUUGGGAUCUAGGAAGAACCCUAACCAGGGCCUUUGCAAGAGCCCGUAUGGGUCCUUUCUCCAGCUUACGCGGUUAGGAGACUUCUUGUGACUCCCUUAGACUUGUGUCCCACUCACUCCGUCAACUGGUGCAUCGUGCUCGGUGGUGUGUGGCAUCUUUUGCACCCCGCGCUCUUCCAGGGCCUGCAACUCCCCUUCGGCAGUGGCGCGGCCGCCUCCGCCCACGUGGGUGUGCGGCCGUCGGGUGCUGGGCGUGAGCGUGCUGGGGACUGGCGGUCCGAUUGGGAGUUCCUCCAAGAUCCCUUGGCUGCUUUUUUGUGACUGUCGAGGGGAUACCAGGGAUACCUCAGAUGGUAAACAGAGGUCCUUUAUCAAAAGCGUGUGUUUACAUACUCUGCCUUAAAUGCAUAUUUCACAGUUUCCGGCACUUCUGACUUUACCUUAGAACAUCAAGUCUGAUGGAAACCCUAAAUCUAUCAUCCGAUGCCCAUGAUGAUGUUGUACAUCGUACGUUGUACUGGUGGAGAGCAACGUUUCUGAAAGGAAAAAAAGGUGUCCUUUUCCUGUGCGCCUUCCCUGCACACGCACUGGCAAGGGGGUGCACGGGGGUCAGUGCCCCGAGCACACGCACUUGCACGCGGAGAUGCUUGGUGAAAUGAUGGAUCUCCUUGUUCCUGAGGGGAGGAGGAAUGGUUCCUCCAUUUCCUGGUUCCUUGACCAUUUGCAAGAAAUUCCUGGAAACGUGAAGUGACCUGCAGCCUGAGCCCAAUCCCCUGAGCACGGAAGGUGUGGCUGCGGUGCUGUCCCAGGGGCUGGGGCAGAGGGAGAGCAUGUUCCAUUGACACCUUCCCGCAGAGCCCUGGCUGAGCAGGCUCGUCCGUGGCGGGCUGGGCCUCGGGCUGCUGUGCCUUCCCAAAGCCGGUCCAUGGCCUUUGUCCAUCACUUGGGCUUUUUCCCUCCAGACUGUUGCCCGAGCGGCAUGGCGUCUGCUGAGAAGGUGUGAGCCAGAGGGUGGCUUUGGUUGUAUAUGUGGGCGUUGUGAAGUCCGGUCUCUGGGCACCCCUAACUC
Panthera uncia (snow leopard) is the source of this 6858-nucleotide messenger RNA. It is a transcript of the gene DHX35, whose product is annotated as DEAH-box helicase 35. Gene Ontology annotation, cellular component: catalytic step 2 spliceosome; intracellular anatomical structure. Lineage: Eukaryota; Metazoa; Chordata; Mammalia; Carnivora; Felidae. The coding region runs from base 1321 to 3417 and encodes 698 amino acids. The record is from RefSeq and is a predicted model, not a curated record. The transcript has 19 exons. Gene Ontology annotation, molecular function: RNA binding.